Molecule: messenger RNA, 657 nt
Organism: Recurvomyces mirabilis
Lineage: Eukaryota; Fungi; Ascomycota; Dothideomycetes; Mycosphaerellales; Teratosphaeriaceae
Exons: 2
Coding region: 1-657 (218 amino acids)
Source: RefSeq, a predicted model, not a curated record
AUGGGUACUUUACAGGCCAUUCGUCACGAGAAGCUCUCGCUCUCUGCCAACAGUGGUAGCGUUCAAUCUCGACAUUCCGGCCUGAAAAGCUUCGACCUCGAGGCUACUCACGUCAAGAGUUCCCCGUACGACGACCUCACCAACCACCUAACCCUGCGGAAUCUGGAUGCUCACAGCCGCCUCUUUGCGAUUUCACUCACAUCACUGGAGCCUGUGAGAGAAGACUACGCCACAACGCCAUGGCCGGAAGCAUUCAAUUGGCCUACUGUGUUCACUCGCCUUCGAGCAUUAUGUCAGAUAAGUGGCGUGAAGUGGCAGAAGCGAGAGUUCUACGUCGUGACGUUUCGGUCAGUACGGAAGCGAAAUGCAGAUGUCGACUUGGUGUCAGGGUUGGACCAGCAAUCACAUAGAGAGGCUUGUGAGAGCGGUGGAUUGUUGAAGUACUGGUUCGGCAGCUGUGACUCUGAGAUGCGAAACCUGGCGACUUGCAUCUGGCGAUGCCAAGAGGACGCCAUUGCCGGCGGUAGUGGUCCAUGGCAUCGCAGGGCUCGAAUGGCGUCGAAAGACCUCUACGAACACAUCGACUUCCGUACGCACAAGCUCGUGGUCGACGACAAUGCUACAAGUUGGCGACUCGAAGACUAUACACAGGUCUGA